AUGAGCCAAAAACUAUUUAGCUCUUUGUUCUGCACAGCAAGCCGAGAAACCGGCGGAAUCAAAGGUGGUUUUACAGAUCCAAAUGGUCCAAUGAGUCCUGAUAGACCCGGUGGAGCAUUUGGUUUCGGCGGAGGAGGACUCGGUGUGGCUAUACCGCCGAACAUGAGAGGAAGAAGAGAUCUACAAGGUGCAAACUCAUUUUAG
This is a messenger RNA of Haemonchus placei, 204 nucleotides long. The record is from the annotation of a GenBank genome assembly. NCBI's taxonomy places the organism in Eukaryota, Metazoa, Nematoda, Chromadorea, Rhabditida, Trichostrongylidae.